AUGGACCUGCUGUUCGAGACGGACGCCGGCCCGCUGAUGCUCACGAAUGUCAAGUGCUGGGUGUCAACCGGCAACCUGCCCGCCAACGUCGGCGACAUCCUAUUGAGCCGCGCAAUCAUGUAUAAGUUGGGGUUCGACCCAUGCGCCAUGCUGCGUGAGGCCGCGUCCUUCACCGAUGCGAUCUCGCACACUGGGGUCGUACAGGCCGUGCUGGCCGUGUCCUACGAGCUCGUGGAUGACCUGGCCGAGGAGAUGGACUCAUGUUUCCCCGACAUGGUUGUCGUCGAUGCUGCCGCCGAGACCGCCAAAGUCAAGGUGGUGUUGGAUGCGAAGGUGGUUGAGGCCGUGACCGCCGGCUGCGGAAAGCGACAGAGAAAUACGAACAGUGCAAUGUCAGCGAAGGCGACUAUGUGCUCUGGUCCCACGUCGACGAACGCUAUCACCCCAAACUUUUUAGUCAAGCUCUACGCCGAAGACAGCUUUGCUAUGACUGAAGAGAUCCUCGAACACGUUUCCGCGCAAGGGAUCAUGCUGAAGGUCAAGGCCAUCACGGGACACAAGUUUGCCCCGGAUGUGAAAAACUUCAUGCUGGAACUGCUUUAG
Messenger RNA from Aphanomyces astaci, 603 nucleotides. RefSeq lists its product as hypothetical. NCBI's taxonomy places the organism in Eukaryota, Oomycota, Saprolegniomycetes, Saprolegniales, Verrucalvaceae. The record is from RefSeq and is a predicted model, not a curated record. The transcript has 2 exons. Bases 1 to 603 code for a protein of 200 amino acids.